Scomber japonicus (chub mackerel) is the source of this 1700-nucleotide messenger RNA. It is a transcript of the gene zng1a, whose product is annotated as COBW domain containing. The record is from RefSeq and is a predicted model, not a curated record. Lineage: Eukaryota; Metazoa; Chordata; Actinopteri; Scombriformes; Scombridae. The transcript has 16 exons. Bases 98 to 1210 code for a protein of 370 amino acids. Gene Ontology annotation, cellular component: cytoplasm.
GUCAAAACGUAGAGCAGCAGCAGUGGACGACUAGGACCUGAACUUUUGAACAUCUGUAGCCUAUAUUUGACAGGACUACUCAGACGUUAUUUCUGGUAUGGAUGGCAUGGUGAUGGAGGAGGAGGAUGAUUGCCCAGAGCUGGUGCCCAUCGACACCCAGCCCGGUCCUUCUGCAGACCAGAUACCCGUCACCAUCAUCACCGGCUACCUCGGUUCUGGAAAGACAACCCUCCUGAACUAUAUCUUAACAGAACAACACAACAAACGGAUUGCGGUCAUUCUCAAUGAAUUUGGAGAAGGCAGCGCCCUUGAGAAGUCGCUCGCAGUGAGCCAGGAUGGAGAGCUGUAUGAGGAGUGGCUGGAGCUAAGAAAUGGCUGCCUUUGCUGCUCUGUCAAGGACAAUGGUUUAAAAGCCAUAGAGAACCUGAUGGAGAAGAAAGGAAAGUUUGACUACAUCUUAUUAGAAACUACAGGACUUGCUGAUCCAGGAGCUGUGGCCUCCAUGUUCUGGGUGGAUGCAGAGCUUGGCAGUGACAUCUAUCUGGAUGGCAUCAUCACUGUCAUCGAUGCCAAGUUUGGUCUUAAGCAACUAACAGAGGAAAAAGCUAAUGGACUGGUCAAUGAGGCAGCCAGGCAGAUCGCCCUCGCUGACCUGACUGUUAUUAAUAAGGUGGACCUGGUGAAUGAAGAGGAACUCGCAGAAAUCAGAGAUGCUGUCAGGUCUAUAAAUGGCCUUGUCAAGAUUUUAGAGACACAGAGAUCAAGGGUUGAUCUCUCUAAAGUUCUGGAUCUACAUUCGUUCGACAGUAAUGAUGGAGCAAAUCUAGAAGAGAAGCUCAAGCUUGUGAAGUCUACCAGACCACAUCUGGACAAGACUAUUUUAACCGUGACGUUUGAAGUAGCUGGUGAUCUUUCUGAGGACGCUUUAAACUUCUUCAUCCAGGAUCUCCUAUGGGAAAAGAUGUUCAAAAACAAAGAAGGGCAACCCAUGACUGUCAUCAGGUUAAAGGGCAUAAUAUCAUUUGAAGGUAAAGCCCACCAAGUGAUGCUGCAGGGGGUCCACGAGCUGUAUGAGCUGAAUGACACUCCACAGCUUUGGGAGGAGAACUCGCGGAUCAGCCGACUGGUCUUUAUAGGUAGGAACCUGGACAAGGACAUUCUGCAGGAAAAGUUCAUCUCAGCUGUAGUGCAAGGAGCAAAGAGAAGUUAGAAGUGUUGCACUCGUCUUCAAAAGCUAAAACUGUUGAUUCUGGAGAACAUUUCGGGGCUGUUCACUCCAGUUCCUUUUCAAGAAAAGGAAGAGGUACGUCCGAGGAUGGCUAAGGUUACUGUAAAGUAGUGAUCAAUACAGUAGUUUUAAAUUGUGAUAAAUUAUCACAACCUAUUUUAAAAGUAUAUCAAAGUCAGAGUGUUUAUGUUGCUCUAGAGUUAAAUGGUGUGUGAUGUGCUUCUCAACAUGACCUCUAAGAUGCUAAAAAGAUCCAUACAUUUAAUCAUUACAUUGUACCUUUUUAAAAAGAUGGCUUUUGUAAAAUCUGCCAUUUUUAAAGGUCAGAGCCCCUCCUAGUUUUGGAAGUUGCAAAGUGACAUACAAGUCAAGCUGUGAUCACAGACUGUAAUUUGCUAAAUGAAAUGGCCUCACUUAUGUUUCUGGCUUCAAACAUUCUGCAUUUUUAUUUAUGAACAAUAAAGUUUUUCUG